CUUCUUCAACCACUGCGAGGUGAAGCCUUAACUUCAGACUUGGAGGUGGGCUGUGCAGUAAACUGGAAUGCUGUCCCUUGCUCGCUCCUCAGUGGAGGCGUGAUCCGAACAGGACCAGCUCAGCCUGCAGCUGCCGUUGGCUUUGUGUGGACUGGACGCCGAGCUGGGCAGAGGGGGAGGGUUAUUACUCCAAUUCCCAGGCAGUGGAAUUACAGCUAGAGCGGCAGAACAUAUGGGAUUGCUUUUUCUCGCCUUCCCGGAGAUGCUCAGACCCAGUGUAUUUCAAGGAAGAGAAACAUAAAGGAAAUCUAGUAUGCUUCCUUUUUUUUUCCCAUGAAGAAUAUUUGAAUUAAGUUUUUUUUACCUCUUGAAAGAAUACCUGUUCUUUCAUAACCUGUGACUGCACCAGCUAUUCUGAGAAAGCAGCAAGAAGCAAAAGCUGGAAAUAGCUAUUUCACAGCAGGGCUCUGAAACUACCUUGUGUAAAGACCUCAACAUUGAUGACCAUGAUCAGCCCAAGCUGGAGCAUCUUCCUCAUCGGGGCUAAAAUUGGGCUGUUCCUCCAGGUGGCACCACUACCAGUUAUGGCUAAAUCCUGUCCAUCUGUGUGCCGCUGUGAUGCCGGUUUCAUUUACUGUAAUGAUCGCUUUCUGACAUCCAUUCCAACAGGAAUACCAGAGGAUGCUACAACUCUCUACCUUCAGAACAACCAAAUAAAUAAUGCUGGGAUUCCUUCAGAUUUGAAAAACUUGCUGAAAGUAGAAAGAAUAUACCUAUAUCACAACAGUUUAGAUGAAUUUCCUACCAACCUACCAAAGUAUGUAAAAGAGUUACAUCUGCAAGAAAAUAAUAUAAGGACUAUCACUUAUGAUUCACUUUCAAAAAUCCCCUAUCUGGAAGAAUUACAUUUAGAUGAUAACUCCGUCUCAGCUGUUAGCAUUGAAGAGGGGGCAUUCCGAGACAGUAACUAUCUCCGGCUGCUUUUCCUGUCCCGUAAUCAUCUUAGCACAAUCCCCUGGGGUUUGCCCAGGACUAUAGAAGAACUCCGCUUGGACGAUAAUCGCAUAUCCACCAUCUCAUCACCAUCUCUUCAAGGUCUCACUAGCCUAAAACGCCUGGUUUUGGAUGGAAACCUGUUGAACCACCACGGUUUAGGUGAUAAAGUCUUCUUCAACCUAGUCAACUUAACGGAACUGUCACUGGUACGGAAUUCCCUGACUGCUGCACCAGUAAACCUCCCAGGCACAAACCUGAGGAAGCUUUAUCUUCAAGAUAACCAUAUCAGUCGGGUGCCCCCAAAUGCUUUUUCUUAUCUAAGGCAGCUGUAUCGACUUGAUAUGUCCAAUAACAACCUAAGUAAUUUACCUCAGGGUAUCUUUGAUGAUUUGGACAACAUAACCCAAUUGAUUCUUCGCAACAAUCCGUGGUAUUGUGGGUGCAAGAUGAAAUGGGUGCGUGACUGGUUACAAUCACUACCUGUGAAGGUCAAUGUGCGUGGACUCAUGUGCCAAGCCCCCGAAAAGGUUCGGGGAAUGGCUAUCAAGGACCUCAAUGUGGAACUGUUUGACUGUAAGGACAGCGCAGUUGUAAGCACCAUUCAGACAAACACUGCAACACCCAACACAGUGCAUCCUGCUCAAGGACAGUGGCCAGCUCCAGUGACCAAACAACCAGACAUGAAGAACCCCAAACUCACUAAGGAUCAGCGAACCACGGGGAAUCCAGCAAGAAAAACAAUUAUCAUUACUGUGAAAGCUGUCACCUCCGACACAAUUCAUAUCUCUUGGAAACUUGUCCUACCUAUGACUGCUUUAAGACUCAGCUGGCUCAAACUGGGUCACAGCCCAGCGUUUGGAUCUAUAACGGAAACAAUUGUAACAGGAGAACGCAGUGAAUACUUGGUCACAGCCCUGGAGCCUGAUUCACCCUAUCGAGUCUGCAUGGUUCCCAUGGAAACCAGUAACCUCUACCUAUUUGAUGAAACUCCUGUUUGUAUUGAGACUGAAACCACACCCCUUCGAAUGUACAACCCUACAACCACCCUUAAUCGAGAGCAAGAGAAAGAACCUUACAAAAACCCCAAUUUACCAUUGGCUGCCAUCAUUGGUGGGGCUGUGGCCCUGGUGACCAUCGCCCUUCUUGCUUUAGUGUGCUGGUAUGUUCAUAGGAAUGGAUCACUCUUCUCAAGGAACUGUGCAUACAGCAAAGGGAAGAGAAGAAAGGAUGACUAUGCAGAAGCUGGCACCAAGAAGGACAACUCCAUCCUGGAAAUCAGGGAGACUUCUUUUCAGAUGUUACCGAUAAGCAAUGAACCCAUCUCAAAGGAGGAAUUUGUAAUACACACCAUAUUUCCUCCUAACGGAAUGAAUCUGUACAAAAACAAUCACAGUGAAAGUAGUAGUAACCGAAGCUACAGAGACAGUGGUAUUCCAGACUCAGAUCACUCACACUCAUGAUGCUGGAGGACUUGCAGCAUACCGUGUUUCAGUUUUUUUAAACCUAAGGGAGGUGAUGGUAGGAACCCUGUUCUACUGUAAAACACUGGAAAAAGAGACUGAGAAAAGCAAUGUACUGUACAUUUGCCAUAUAAUUUAUAUUUAAGAACUUUUUAUUAAAAGUUUCAAAUUUCAGGUUACUGCUGCGAUUGAUGUAGUGGAGAAGCCUGAACACAAUUCUAUAUUUUAGUACUUUUUAGUAAUUUGUACUGUAUUUUCCUUGCAAAUAUUGAAGUUAUAAAUCAUUUACUUUGUGUUCUACUGAGUAAGAUGACUUGUUGACUGUGAAAGUGAAUUUUCUUGCUGUGUUGAACAAUCAGAACUGCGUUCACAUGAGAUCCUUGUAGUAUAAGCACAGGCCAUUUUUCACUUUGGUAUUAAUAAAAUGUAAAAAAAAAAAAAACUGGAUGAAUGAGAAAAAUUAAAUUUCAAAAGGUAGUUAUGAAAUAAUGUUCCAAUUAUUAAAUUUGUAUUCCAGUGGUAUUCAAUAAUCAAAAUAUGUGAAGUAAUGGGCAAUAUCAGACUUGCUGCAAAACUCCAUUUUUACCCUAAGCAAAUUAGAUAUCCUUAAGAAAGUAAACAUAUCUUCUGAACUGAAUCCAUCAGCUGGCAUAAAAGGAGUGUGAAGUCUGCUGUUGUUAAUGCCAUUGUUAACAAAGCUUUGAGAAUAAAGGACUUCACAAAAACAAUAAUGUAAGCGUGCUUCCAGGUUAGGGGGAAAUCUGUACUUAGGAAAACAUGAAAACUUAGACUCGCAUAGCGUAAUGAACACAAAUCUCAGAAUUGCAUUCUGGUUUUGCCUGUACCAUCCUGAUUUUUGAAAAGUCAACUCUAAAGACACAAUUGUUUAUGUUUAUGAUGUUUUUAUCAUAAAGGAUGUCAAAAAAAACCUUACACACAUUAAAAAGGUAGCAUAACCAUAAGCAAUUCCCCUCAGCAAUGAAGAGAAAGUAGUACUUUAAAUGAGAAUUUAAAAGAAAAAUGAAUACUAGAAAUUAAACUUAGAUCUGGUUUAUGUGAAACAUUUUAACACUGUACAUAAACGUUCAAUUUACGUUCACAAUGAUCAAGAAUACUGCCCAUUACUGUCACAGUUUUCCAGAUAUUACAGAAUAAACUUGUAAUGUAACAUUUCUUUCCAGCUUCCUACUGAAUUGUGAGCUAUUACUUGUUUAAAAACCUCAUCACUUUUCUGUUGCCAUGAUUUUUUUUUUCCCAACAAAAAACCAAAGUGCAUUGUACGCCCUUUGGCCAGUCUUGUAUGUGCCUUGAUCCAACGCUACAUGUAUUCAGCUUUUAAAACUCGACAGAUUUUUCAUACUUCCUUAAAUAUGAAAAAUUGUGGUCUUAUUGCUGAAUAAAACAAAAGAAAGGACAAAAUAAUUGUGCUUGCUUUUUCGGGAUUAUGUUACUAUCACUAAAGUAGCAAACUGCCCAGCACAUUAGUCCUAAGUACCCCCCUGUAUUUUUCUAGGCAUAAAAAUAAAUGUUGGCUACAAAU
Messenger RNA from Lipotes vexillifer (Yangtze River dolphin), 3996 nucleotides. It is a transcript of the gene FLRT3, whose product is annotated as fibronectin leucine rich transmembrane protein 3. Bases 501 to 2456 code for a protein of 651 amino acids. Gene Ontology annotation, molecular function: protein binding. The record is from RefSeq and is a predicted model, not a curated record. NCBI's taxonomy places the organism in Eukaryota, Metazoa, Chordata, Mammalia, Artiodactyla, Lipotidae. The transcript is spliced from 3 exons.